Messenger RNA from Ipomoea triloba (trilobed morning glory), 763 nucleotides. Its product is annotated as oligosaccharyltransferase complex subunit ostc. Gene Ontology annotation, cellular component: oligosaccharyltransferase complex. The coding region runs from base 55 to 585 and encodes 176 amino acids. The transcript has a single exon. The record is from RefSeq and is a predicted model, not a curated record. Lineage: Eukaryota; Viridiplantae; Streptophyta; Magnoliopsida; Solanales; Convolvulaceae.
UACAUAUCAGUCUUCACUCCGUGGAGAGAACUAAAGAAGUCGUCAGCUCGAGAAAUGCCUCCGAAAUCGGAAACCCUAGGCUCUUCCGGCACCGGCGCCACCGCGGAUCACGCCGGCGACUUCUCCAUCGAUCCAAUUUUCCACCUGCUCAGGAUCCUCCCGUACUCCUUCCUCCGGCCGCCUCGUCUCCGCCUGAAGCUCCCCUCACUGACUCUCCCCUCCGCCAUGACCGUCUACAGCCUCAUCCUCCUCACCUACUUCAUGGUCGUCUCCGGGAUCGUCUACGACGUCAUUGUCGAGCCUCCCGGCAUCGGAUCCACGCAGGACCGUUUCACCGGGGCGGUUCGACCCGUCGUCUUCAUGCCGGGUCGGGUCAACGGGCAGUACAUCAUUGAAGGGCUCUCGUCUGGAUUCAUGUUCGUCCUGGGUGGAAUUGGGAUCGUGCUUCUCGACCUAGCACUGGAUCGCAACCGUGCUAAAAGUGUAAGGAUCUCCUUCGCAUCCGCGGGAGUUGCUUCUGUUGUCAUUGCUUACGUCAUGAGUAUGCUUUUCGUUCGCAUUAAGAUCCCAGCUUAUCUUCGCUGACGCUGUACUUGUUUUGCUUCCUCUUUUAAUUUUUUAAAAAUGAGUUUUAUGAAAUAUGAAACGACUUCAGUGUUUUUGUUUUAAUAUGAUAACUGAUAGCUGUUGCUAGAGGAAAAUGAAAUACAGUAUUUGAUGUCUUUUGGAUUCUAUUAAUAAUGCAUUUCUUAGAUUUAUGGGA